UCGGCUCUAUCCACGAUCUCGCGUCACAAGUGCAUGACUGCUCCGCGUGCAGAAAGUAACGUCUGUUGAAUAAACAUGAUCUCGUGUACUGGUUAUUCCAUCCCGGCAAAUAGGAUUUCAUAGUUGGUAGCUGAUGGUACAAGUGGCCCUUUGAAGGUGGAAGGAUGCAGACAAUCUGGAGGAUCUUCAUACUUUGCUUGGGACUGGCGGUCAUCGGAGUGUUCCCUUGCAGAAUCACCGAAUUCGAGUGCGCAAAUAAGCAAUGCAUAACAACAAACAAGUUCUGCAACGGCAUACCCGACUGUACGGAUACAAGCGACGAGUUUCAGAAUUGCUCUCCCUGUAACACAACAUACUACGGAGAGGUCGGCUAUACAUAUGAAUUGGAAAUUAGGAGGCCCGCAGAGAGGCAAAUGCCUUUUUUAUGUUUCUUGAAUUUCACCGCUGCCGGGGGCUCGUUUGGCGAUUUAAUUCAGAUAACGUUCGAGUCCUUCGCCGUGGGAACUUUCGAAUCCUUCACCACCGACGGGUGUCCCGACGGCUUCAUCUCCAUCGCCGAGGGUCAUCGGGUGAACUCAGGGGGAAAAUGGUGCGGUGGCGCCUGGGGAUACAGCGUUUACUACAGCGAAACGUCUAGUGUCAACAUGACGCUGGCGCUGAACAAGUUUUCACAACAGGAAAGCUCGGGAUACAGUUUUGAGUUCAAACUGUCCUAUAAAUUUCUCCGACUGAGCGAUGCCAGAAUACGUUAUGGCAAUGCCACACGAAAGUCGUACAGGGGAAAGCUUGCGGUAGGCACGUACUGCGACAGGCUUCUGGAGGGAUGUUCGAAGAGAACCUGCAGGAUACAGUCGCCGAAUUAUCCCGGCAUUUACCCGAGAAACGUCAGUUGUCAUUUUAGGGUCAGAGAGCGGAACGUUCCAGUGGGAAAGCACGCUUUGAUAUCGGUCAGGCAGGCGAAUUUCCACUACAAGGAGAACGUCCCCAAUUUCGAUAACAGCGACAAGGCUUUCAAAAUUUGGGAUCAGUGCAACAUGAUGCAGGACUACAUUGAAAUUCUGGAUGGCUGGGGGCAGGGUGCCACCACACUUGCCCAUUUAUGCAGUGGGGAGACAGUUCCACAGAUAAUGAGUAGUGGACCGGAACUGAUGAUUAAGUUUCACACGUCUCCAUUUGGAAAUCCUUUCCAUCCCCUACCCCUCUCCUAUCUACCAGGAUUCGAACUGGAAGUGGAGGUCUUCUUCGUCAACAAGGAGUCCCCCACGUACAUUGAGCACGGAAAACGAUGCGAAUUCCUCGUGACCAGCUUCAGAAACUCCACCGGAUACCUGGAGAACCCCCUCCAUUCCCUCCCGCCCAACACCACCUGCAACUACCACUUCCGCGGGCAGCCAAAAGAGGUGAUCUGGAUCUCUUUCAUCAAGUACCACGUGACGAACGAAAGACCGGACUUCAACUCCGGGGAUUGCGACGUCCAGCUCCAGAUAUGGGACGGAGACAUGAAAAACGAGAAUACGGUUCCCCUGAUCGGACAGUUCUGCAAGGACGACAAGCCGAAGCUGUGCGACCACACGCUGCUGAAAAAUUCGUCGAGACAGCCGAGGCCCUGCGGCCUGUCGGAGAGUUAUAUAUCGUCGAGCUCCGAUUUGACUAUUUCCCAGUCCAUAAGGUACGGCAGUGUUUUAUAUCCCGUCAGCUUCGUUCUACGUUACGAAUUUAUCGAUCUGGGCCAAGAAGGUGUUCAAGCCAGCAGGAACCCCUGCGACCGCUUGCUGAGGGGACAAAACGGCAGGGUCUCCUCGCCCAGGAUAACUUUUCUAUACGGCAGGGGAGGUCAGAAGGAUUUAAGUUGCACGUAUCACUUCGAAUCCACUGAACACCAAAAGCUAAAAUUGACUUUCUCCAAGAUAGGAUUCGGUAACAAGGACUGUCACACCCUAUACAACCCCGACAUUGACAGAUGGACGUGCGACGUCCGAUCCUACAACAAUGGCGUAGCCAACAUAAAGAUCUCGGAGUAUCCCUGGAAAGGGGUUGAGAUAAUCAGGGGCUGUCUCUGCCAAAACACGUCAGAACCUAUUACGAUCACCACAAAAACCGCGAAAAAAAUUAAAGUCACUUUCACCGUCACCAACAUGAUGAUUCACGAGGAUUACAAGAGUUAUUUCUUCGAGGGAAACUAUGAAUUCGUCCCGACUCACAACGAGAAAAACUGUGUGGAUGUUUGGAAAACCAGGAAAUUGAGGGGAUCCAGUGGAGAAAUAACAGUGAGGAACAGUGAUUAUUACUUGAGAAUAAGCGAGGACAACCAGACUGCUUCGCUAUGCAGCCAGCAACCCUGGUUGAUUGAGCCCGAGGAUCCUCUCAAUAAUUUCAUAUAUCUAAAAAUAAGGGGGGUGGAGAAGGUUGAUCCUAGAUUGUGUCCCAGCCAAAAUAGAAUCUUGGUUUAUCCAGGAGGUAAUAGUGAAGAUAUACAUAUCAUUUGUCCUUUUUAUCAAGACGCUUCAGAAGUUGUUGAAUUGUUCUCUGAAGGGUGGAGUCUGUUUAGUUAUAGGAAGAACCAUAACAUGAACUCCAGGAGUUUCGUUGUGGAGUUUCUGCAGAGGGAGAGGGGAAAUUUUGUUAUUAAUUGGAUGGAGAUUUCUAAGAAUCCGGCGUUGAGUAUACCGAGUUCGUUGCUGAUGAUUAGUCCACCAGAAUGCCCACACAGCUGUCCAGAACUAGGAGCCUGCAUAAGCUCUGACCUAUGGUGUGAUGGCCUUAGACAUUGUCCUUCUGGAAACGAUGAACAAGAAGCCAACUGCGCACUGAGAGGUGGCUUCCAAAUCUCUGUGUUCAACUCGAUAGCCCUCACAACCAUUGCAUUAGUAAUUUUUGUAACUAUAUCAGUAAUGACCUUUUAUAUGUUCAAACAUUGGAGGAGAGAACAGAAAAAUGUUAUAGUAACUGUUACCGAGCAUACUUUUCUUGAAUUCAAGAGUGGUUUAUGUUGAAUGAUAUCGAUUCAUAGGUGAUACCAUAUAGAAUAGACUUGUAUUCAUCUUAUUUUUGUUAACGAACAGUUGUGAUGUUUUUAGUACAAGUUUCAAUAACUAUCGACUGACAAUAUUGUAUCUGUUGUAUGCUAUCAUUAGGAGAAUGAAGUUUUUAUGGUCAAUAAAUAUUCUUGAAAUUUUUAA
This is a messenger RNA of Coccinella septempunctata (seven-spotted ladybird), 3179 nucleotides long. RefSeq lists its product as uncharacterized. Lineage: Eukaryota; Metazoa; Arthropoda; Insecta; Coleoptera; Coccinellidae. The record is from RefSeq and is a predicted model, not a curated record. Gene Ontology annotation, cellular component: plasma membrane. The coding region runs from base 165 to 2993 and encodes 942 amino acids. Gene Ontology annotation, molecular function: protein binding. The transcript is spliced from 8 exons.